This is a messenger RNA of Oncorhynchus kisutch (coho salmon), 4342 nucleotides long. RefSeq names its product monocyte chemotactic protein 1B. The record is from RefSeq and is a predicted model, not a curated record. Gene Ontology annotation, molecular function: chemokine activity. NCBI's taxonomy places the organism in Eukaryota, Metazoa, Chordata, Actinopteri, Salmoniformes, Salmonidae. The transcript is spliced from 3 exons. Gene Ontology annotation, cellular component: extracellular region. Gene Ontology annotation, biological process: immune response. Bases 257 to 574 code for a protein of 105 amino acids.
CUUCUCAAAAAGGAAGUGACAAGGAAGUAGAAUAUAAAGAUGAUAGAUAUUGUAGUGGUUGGCAGGCUAUGGGGGUGUAUGGAAAUUGGACAUCGUAAUGUCAUUCUCUUCUAGGAAAUAUUAAUAUAACUCUGGAAGUUCCAUCAUACAUCUUGAGAGUAUUUAUAUGAGGAGAUGAAACCCUUAUGGACUCAGACUACAGAGGAACCAAAACAAAGACAGGUCAAACGCCAGACUUUCGACAUCUCAAAUCAUCAUGAAGACUACCUGCUUGGCUCUUGGGUUAUUGCUGCUGGCAGUAUCCCAGUCCUAUGCUAUCCCUCUUGGACUGGAGUCAUCACCUGACAGCUGCUGUUUCAGCUUCUCCAAAAUGAGAGUGCCCCACAAGAAGAUCGACUCCAUCCAGAGAACUCACAGUGGAUGCCCCCGACCAGCAUUUGUGGUCAGAACUGUUGAGGGCAGAGUGAUUUGCUUCCAGUCAAGUGUGCCGUGGGUACAGAAAGCCUUCAACCGGGUCAAGCAGCCAGCAGCUGUGGCCACAAGUAGCAGCAUUGAGGGUUCCAGUCAUCCUUGAUAACCUCCUCAUCAUGACUCAAGCCUCACAGGACUAUAUCGUCAUCAACAUGCAAGCAAUGCAUUCUAAGUGACAUGUUUAUCACAUAGAAUGCAGCAAUUACUAUUUUGCAACAUAUGGAAUUGGGGAAGGAGUGUUAGGAUGUACACACCUUUUUGUUUAUGUGAAUACUGUAUGUGAGAAUCCACUGCUUAAAUAAAAUGAGAACAUUUGACUUAAACAUAAGUCUCAUCUUUAAUAUAAUAAUGUACAGUUAGAUAGAGAACAGAUGAUAAAAGGAAGAACCAAAUAAAGCUGAAAACAGUGUACAUAUAAAAAAACAAUACAAAAAAACAAACUCCUCCUAAAGUUAUGACUACCUUUUAAAGGGGUUUCUAGGAUAAGGGAUUGGUUAAAGUACUAUUUAAAAAAAGUUUGUUUCAGAACUUCGCUCAACGGAGCCUUUUACUGACCAGUGUAGGUUGGGUCAAAGGUUGUCUUCUGUUAAUUCACAGUGAUUUUGAGUUUGUGUUCAGUUGUGAAUUAUAUUACAAUUGAGUCAUUUCCAUUAUGAAUGUAAACCAGAGAAGAAGUACAGGGGUUAGAUACUAGAUGUGUGUUGUCUGUCCCUUUUGCAUGACUUCGAUGCAGCUGUUAAGAUUCUACAGGUUUGUAAAAUCAAGACGGCUAAAAUAUUGGCUUAUGAACCACUUACUGUAAUGAUCCUACUGGGUUUAAGAAAUCUUAGUUCUCCAACCAUACAUUAUAUAUUAAAAUAAAACUUGACGAUCCUCAGAGAGGUAAGGGUUUUGAGGUGUCACACAGUGUGGCUUAGUGUUAGUCUCACCAUGCGUUUGGGACAAACCCAUGCAUAUAGAGGUUUCAGCACAGUCUUUAGAACAGAGGACGAGACGGGGAGAGAGAGAGGACGAGAUGGGGAGAGAGAGAGAGAGGACGAGACGGGGAGAGAGAGGACGAGACGGGGAGAGAGAGGACGAGACGGGGAGAGAGAGGACGAGACGGGGAGAGAGAGGACGAGACGGGGAGAGAGAGGACGAGACGGGGAGAGAGAGGACGAGACGGGGAGAGAGAGGACGAGACGGGGAGAGAGAGGACGAGACGGGGAGAGAGAGGACGAGACGGGGAGAGAGAGGACGAGACGGGGAGAGAGAGGACGAGACGGGGAGAGAGAGGACGAGACGGGGAGAGAGAGGACGAGACGGGGAGAGAGAGGACGAGACGGGGAGAGAGAGGACGAGACGGGGAGAGAGAGGACGAGACGGGGAGAGAGAGGACGAGACGGGGAGAGAGAGGACGAGACGGGGAGAGAGAGGACGAGACGGGGAGAGAGAGGACAAGGGAUAGAUAGGGCUUUAGGUUCAGGGCUUCCACAAAAUCCAUCACUUCACAUAAAACAUUGUCACGGUUAUCAUUGUUUUAGACACCCAUGCGAUUUGUGUAAUAUCGUCUAUAUAUCAGGGAAAUGAUUAUCUACUUCAGUAUCCAGAUAAUGUUGCUAUAACACUGACAAUGUUCCUGUUAACGUGUCAUGUGUGUUCUAUUAGUAAAAAUCGGAGGCAUGGUUCUGAUUGCAUUAUCAGGCAUUAUCUAGGACCUCAAACACAGUUUACAGUUAUACAUACACAGGCAGACGCACACACACAACACACAGACGUGCGCGCACACACACACAUUUGAGAUAGGUCAUCCCUUUUCCUGAACCUGGCUUAUUCAUCUUGACUUUGCUUUUCACUGUCAUCAUUCCACACAAUUAUUUUCCUUUUUUCUUAUACUCUCCGACCUGACUCAAACCCUUAAUGACCACCUACAUUGACCCCCCCUGGACACACACUCCCAAGUGUGGUGUUUAACAUGUACCAGGUGUUCAGGGUGACCCCCCCCCUGGACACACACUCCCAAGUGUGGUGUUUAACAUGCACAUGUACCAGGUGUUCGGGGAAUUUCAGACUGUAUAUGAUUAUGUGUUUACACAUGUCACAAUGGAGUGUGCUUGCGAAUAGUCUAAGAAUAGUCUAAGACUUGAGCUGCCUCUACUGGAAGAAACAGGCAAGUUAAGUGGCCAGAGCAGCAUCUAGAAAACAGUCUGUAGUACACUUGUGUAAAGGAUGACUAUACAUGGUGCCUGCCAUGUGUAAAACUCAGAUCAGAGGGACAUAAUUUCCUCCAUGUCAAGAAUAGGCAUUGACUUUCACAUUCACAUGCAUUCCCACAUAAAAGGUUAAGGUUUUGGCAGAGACUCCAAGAGAGCGAUGUGGCAGUGUGUGUGUUGUAUGUACUGUAUGAGAGUGAGUAAUUGGGGUGCGCUGUAUGUACUGUAUGAGAGUGAGUAAUUGGGGUGCGCUGUAUGUACUGUAUGAGAGUGAGUAAUUGGGGUGCGCUGUAUGUACUGUAUGAGAGUGAGUAAUUGGGGUGCGCUGUAUGUACUGUAUGAGAGUGAGUAAUUGGGGUGCGCUGUAUGUACUGUAUGAGAGUGAGUAAUUGGGGUGCGCUGUAUGUACUGUAUGAGAGUGAGUAAUUGGGGUGCGCUGUAUGUACUGUAUGAGAGUGAGUAAUUGGGGUGCGCUGUAUGUACUGUAUGAGAGUGAGUAAUUGGGGUGCGCUGUAUGUACUGUAUGAGAGUGAGUAAUUGGGGUGCGCUGUAUGUACUGUAUGAGAGUGAGUAAUUGGGGUGCGCUGUAUGUACUGUAUGAGAGUGAGUAAUUGGGGUGCGCUGUAUGUACUGUAUGAGAGUGAGUAAUUGGGGUGCGCUGUAUGUACUGUAUGAGAGUGAGUAAUUGGGGUGCGCUGUAUGUACUGUAUGAGAGUGAGUAAUUGGGGUGCGCUGUAUGUACUGUAUGAGAGUGAGUAAUUGGGGUGCGCUGUAUGUACUGUAUGAGAGUGAGUAAUUGGGGUGCGCUGUAUGUACUGUAUGAGAGUGAGUAAUUGGGGUGCGCUGUAUGUACUGUAUGAGAGUGAGUAAUUGGGGUGCGCUGUAUGUACUGUAUGAGAGUGAGUAAUUGGGGUGCGUUGUAUGUACUGUAUGAGAGUGAGUAAUUGGGGUGCGUUGUAUGUACUGUAUGAGAGUGAGUAAUUGGGGUGCGCUGUAUGUACUGUAUGAGAGUGAGUAAUUGGGGUGCGCUGUAUGUACUGUAUGAGAGUGAGUAAUUGGGGUGCGUUGUAUGUACUGUACGAGAGUGAGUAAUUGGGGUGUGUUGUAUGUACUGUACGAGAGUGAGUAAUUGGGGUGUGUUGUAUGUACUGUACGAGAGUGAGUAAUUGGGGUGUGUUGUAUGUACUGUAUGAGAGUGAGUAAUUGGGGUGUGUUGUAUGUACUGUAUGAGAGUGAGUAAUUGGGGUGUGUUGUAUGUACUGUAUGAGAGUGAGUAAUUGGGGUGUGUUGUAUGUACUGUAUGAGAGUGAGUAAUUGGGGUGUGUUGUAUGUACUGUAUGAGAGUGAGUAAUUGGGGUGUGUUGUAUGUACUGUAUGAGAGUGAGUAAUUGGGGUGUGUUAUAUGUACUGUAUGAGAGUGAGUAAUUGGGGUGUGUUAUAUGUACUGUAUGAGAGUGAGUAAUUGGGGUGUGUUGUAUGUACUGUAUGAGAGUGAGUAAUUGGGGUGUGUUGUAUGUACUGUAUGAGAGUGAGUAAUUGGGGUGUGUUGUAUGUACUGUAUGAGAGUGAGUAAUUGGGGUGUGUGAGGUCCAUGUCUGACAUGUACUGCAAGAGAAACAUACAUUUGGAAUGUUGGUAUGGAAUGUCUACUAUAGUACAAUAUGUGUGUGUGGUGUGGU